GUUCCACCUUCCAUUUCACGAGUCGUGAUUCCACCUUACACGGCGCGUGAGGCCUAUCGUGUGGUCUCCCAUCCAGACCUCAACUUGUCCUCACAAGCUACGCGCAUCGACCUGAGCGCAAGACCGAACCUCACGAACCCUGUCACGAUUCCAGCUCUCUCUAUCUGCCGCCUUCGCUUCUGAGGACGGUAUUCAGCCAUUCAAGGUAUUCGACGAUCCAUCUUUGGAUCUGCCUCCUUGCUUGAACAGCCGGGUCGACGUCCCAAACAUCGGUCCUCGAGAUCGAACAGUCAUCACAAACCCAAAAUGCGUUCCUCGGCUGUCACCAAAUGCAGCUUUGGGAGUCCCUCUCUCUCGAUUUGGCUUGCAUUCUUUAUCGCUUUGCUAUGCUGCUUGUUCAUCGGCACAAGUACCGCACACAUGAUCGAAUUGCAGCCGAGUCACAGAGAAUGCUUCUUUGAGGAUUUGAAUCCUGGAGAUCAGAUGACUUUGACCUAUCAAGUAGGCGGGGGAGGUCACCUGGAUAUCGAUACCUGGCUGCAAGAUCCAGCCGGGAACAAGCUCUUCGCUCUCGACAGAAAGGACACUGGCACAUACAGCUUCACAGCUCAAAAUUCUGGCAAAUAUACGUACUGUUUCAGUAAUGAUUUCAGUACUGUCAGCGACAAGACCGUCUCCUUCAAUGUGCACGGCAUCAUCUACGUACCAGACGACGGCGAGAUGCUGCCGAUCGAACGCGAGAUCAGGGACUUGGCAGCAGCGUUGCAGCAAGUAAAGGACGAGCAAGAGUACCUCGUUAUUCGCGAACGAGUGCACAGGAACACCGCCGAAUCGACAAAUUCUAGGGUGAAGUGGUGGAGCAUCUUGCAGGGCAUCAUGCUCAUUGGCGUUUGUGGCAUUCAAGUCUUCUUCGUCAAGAGACAAUUCGAAGUCCGAGGUAGCACUGCCAGAAGCGCCUUCUGAUGCGAGCGCUCUGCGAACCGAAAUGGUACACAGGAUGCAAAUUGAGCGUGACAAUGCUUGGCGUGUCUAUUCCCAGGACAGAGGGUAUCGACUGUGCGAGAAGUAUUGUGGAGAUCCAGCGGCGUGACUGCACGUGGAGCAAGCUUCCAAGCAUCGGUGUCCACAUGAUAAAGGGCACCUUGCUGAUUAUUGGCUCUCACUAGCGCUUUUAAGCCUCUCCUCUCUGAGCCUCUUCCUCCUCUCCUUGGGCAGCUCUUCCAGAUCUUCGUGUCGAAGUCUAUCCUUGCCCCACUCUCUCAUACCCCAAGCGUGCUG
Ceraceosorus guamensis is the source of this 1278-nucleotide messenger RNA. RefSeq names its product supernatant protein factor, C-terminal domain-containing protein. Gene Ontology annotation, biological process: intracellular protein transport; Golgi organization; endoplasmic reticulum to Golgi vesicle-mediated transport. Gene Ontology annotation, cellular component: endoplasmic reticulum; COPII-coated ER to Golgi transport vesicle; Golgi apparatus. The record is from RefSeq and is a predicted model, not a curated record. The transcript is spliced from 5 exons. Lineage: Eukaryota; Fungi; Basidiomycota; Exobasidiomycetes; Ceraceosorales; Ceraceosoraceae. The coding region runs from base 307 to 963 and encodes 218 amino acids.